Messenger RNA from Peniophora sp. CBMAI 1063, 1713 nucleotides. Lineage: Eukaryota; Fungi; Basidiomycota; Agaricomycetes; Russulales; Peniophoraceae. The record is from the annotation of a GenBank genome assembly.
AUGCGACUUCGGAAUAUAUUCCAUCGGCGCAUCAAGUCUCGCUCAACUACAGGGAUCGACAUCAAUUCCUUCCCUUCGCCCGCGCUCACGCCCGCACCCGUUGACAAGACCGCACACCUUCCUGACGAUAUCAUCUACGAGAUCUUCGAAGCCGCUGCGGUUGUAUAUCCUCCCUGCGCGCUCGCCACAUCACAAGAUGUCCCAACCCUCCGCGACACCGACACUCGUCUCGGGUGGAUUGUCCUCACGCACGUCUGUCGGCGUUGGCGCACCCUCGGACUAAGCGGGAGUCUCGCCGGUCUAUGGGCACGCGUCGUAUGCAUGUCCUCGCGACGAGAAGUCAUUGCCGAACUUUCCCGGCGCGCGAAGGGACAUCCUGUCACGAUCGACCUCUCGCGGUUCAAUACCUUGGACGGCCACGGGCUUCUACGGCACUACCACGCUAUCUUGCCUUUGGAGGUCUGGGCUAUCCACAACAUCUCUCGCGCAGGUGUGUUGGUGUCACCUGGUGGUCCCAUGCUUCGUCACCUGAAGGACGUGCACCUCACAUUACCUGAUCUACGCCAGGUGCGCUUCGGCGGCAUGGACGUGCCGUUGGACUUCAACCCGCGAUGGGAGCUUCCUCGGCUGAGAUGCGCGCACCUCUCGAUGACCUUGGUCCCGCACACCUGGGGCGCGACAUUGCGCGAAAUCCAUAUUGGCAUCAACACUUCACUGGUACCGCUCGGAGCUUUGCACGCCUUCUUACGCUCGUGCCCUCUUCUGGAGUUUCUUGACGUCUCGGUCACGGGCGCUGGGCCGUUUCAAGGAGGCCAUCAUUUCGAGGAUGAGCGCGACGCCCGCUCGGGUCCGAUCGUAUUGGACCAUCUACAGAGUGCAAGAGUGGUCGUCGGUUCAGAUCGCAUGCUAUCCGACCUAUGGCGCCCCAUCCGUCAUCCACCCAAGAUCUCGUUCGAACUUUCGUACGAACUCGACAAAUUCGAAACGGGAUCGGUGGCUCUGCCGAACAUGGAGACGUUGUUAGACGUUUGCCAGAGGGAGAUGGACCACGCUAUGUACGACAAGUUGGAGGUCGACAUCCCACGCACCUCGGGGAUUGGUCGCUUCGACAUGCGCGUUCGUUUGUCGUCGUCUUCGACGGAGACGAUGUGCGAGCUUUCAUUCCCGACGGACAACACUACGCGUCUCACGGCCCUAUCAAUCUUGCCAGCGUUCAUUCCACACGCCUCGUUCCAUAUCACCACGCUCGCGCUCACCUCCCUCGCCGCUUCCACCGUCUCGAUCGAUCUCAAUACACUCGGAACGCUAUUACGCGCACUGGGGUCCGUGACGGUCUUGGAGCUCAAAGCUCUGGAUAUCUGGUCCGUCGCUUCGCACAUCCUUGUGCUCAGACAGGCCAAACUUGAGCCUGUCUUACCCUCCCUUCGUACUCUCGUACUCUCGUCAGUGAGCCUUAUACCUGGAGCCUUCAAGCUCUCAGACGAUCCGGAGGUCCAUCGGGAGCGCACGCGGCAGUGGUGGGACACAAUCGCGUCUGCGUUGGCUGCGAGGAAGUACGCGUGUGGUGUGGGAGGGAUAAGGUCUCUGAAGCUCGAGGGAUGCUGGACGGGGAGGCGCGGGUGGAGCGAAAGUGAAGAUUGGUGGGGAAUGGAGAACUUGACGGGGAGGAAGCUGGUCGCGGAGCUAUUUGAUCGGCGGGUAUGGGAAGAUUAG